Molecule: messenger RNA, 6230 nt
Organism: Podarcis lilfordi (Lilford's wall lizard)
Lineage: Eukaryota; Metazoa; Chordata; Lepidosauria; Squamata; Lacertidae
Source: the annotation of a GenBank genome assembly
GCCUGCUUCUCCCGGAAGUGGAGCUUCUACGCCGGAUUGCCGCUCAGCGCCAUAGCUCUAAGGGCGCGCCCUUUCGGAAAGGGGAGGAGGGGCGGCAGGGGACCCCCCCCCAAAAAAAACAUCGAUGAAAGGAACGGAAAUGAGAAUCGGAUCGAGGACAAAGAGGUAAAGGGGUCGGGGGGGGGGGAGAGGGGAGAGAAGGACCCAGAGAGAGACUCUGUGGAAUUUACUCUGUGGAAUUUGCUGCCAAGGAGUGUGGUGGAGUCUCCUUCUUUGGAGGUCUUUAAGCAGAGGCUUGACAACCAUAUGUCAGGAGUGCUCUGAUGGUGUUUCCUGCUUGGCAGGGGGUUGGACUCGAUGGCCCUUGUGGUCUCUUCCAACAUUAUGAUUCUGUGAUUCUGUGACUCUGCGCCAGCUCCCCAAAGCGCCUUCCGUGGGCCCCACUGGCAGGGCCUGGAUUUCUGCACGGCUGCAGCGAAGGCGGCUUUCCUCGCAGGGGUGGACGUGGGGCCCCCACACGUGGUCCCACGAGGACUCCCUGGCCCCGUUUCCCCCGCGCACGCAUCCCUGGGGCCUGUGCGCUCCGCGCGGAGAGAGGCAGACCGUGAAAGGGUAAAGGGGCGCGAGAGACGCCUAGAUAGAGACCCCCCCUGUCCGGGAGGGAGGGAGGGGGCCAAGGGUGGGGGGGAGCCGGGGAAGGAGGGAGGGGAGCAUCCCCGGGGAAGGAAGCGCAGCAUUGGUGGGGUUGGGGGGAGGAGACGAGUCUUUGGGGAGACGUCUCCAUCGUGCGCCCACGAGGAAGCUCCGGAGGGGCCGCCUUGCCUUCUCCCUCCUGCGCAGGAAUCGGCCACACCUUCAAGGCGACCAGAGAGGGAUCCCUGGAAAGUGGGGGCUCCAGUCCCCCCACCCCUUCCUUCCUGCAAGCUCCAUCCUCUUCCCUCCCAUAAGCUCCUGCCCUGUCCAGACACAGCGAAUCUGCCAAGUCCAACCAUUGUUCACCCUGGAGAGGAGAGGAAAGAGGAAGAGAGGAGGGGGGAGGCCUUCUCAGAAGCGGCUCUUUGUUUCCGCAGUCCCAACCAGGAAGCAGCCAGAAACCUUUUCCUCUCUCUCAGGCUUUUAUCUUUAAGUGUCUUUUCCACUGCCUGGUUCAUUGAGGAUGAGGAAAAUGUACACCUGUCAUCAGAAACAGGGGUGCAGAACCUAUUUAAUUGAUCUCAGGAUUGAUAUAGAAGGUGCACCUCAAAGGCAUUUCUGUUCCUCUUACUUUUUAUAGGCAAUGUCAGAGUGACUGACAAGCUGAGAUACUUCCCAGUCAAAGGACCCAUUUUCAUGAUAGACAGUGCCUGUGGCUGGAGGCUCUACAGACAGGAUGUGCCUAUGCAGGUCAAAGACUGCCAGUAUUAGCACAGGUGAGCUGUGUGACCUUCCCAAAUUUACAGACUGUAUGUGAAUGAGAGUUUGUGGGUGGGAUUAUUGUUUACGGAAACCCUGUGAUUUUCUCCACCCAAAACAUUUUGUGACCUGAUAUUGCACUACGAAUUCCAAAAUAACUACAAAAAAAUCACAAGAUAAUACAAAUGAUUGUAGUAUUUAUACUCUGCCCAUCUGGUUGGGUUUCCAGUACACAUAAAAGACAGUAAAACAUCAAACAUUAAAAACCUCCUAAUACAGGUCUCCCUUCAACUAUCUUCUAAAUGUCAGGUAGUUGUUCAUUUCCUUGACCUCUGAAGGGAGGGUACCAGCAGAAGACCCUCAGAGGAGGACCUCAGUGUUCAGACUGAAGGAUGGGGUGGAGACACUCCUUCAGGUCUACAGGGCCGAGACUGUUUAGGGCUCUAGGUUGCAGAACUUGCUCCUUCAUAACGAUCUCCUAGACUGACAUAUAGUUAGCAGAGUAGGAAAAAACACUCAGAUCAGGAAUAAAUUCAUAUCUCAAGAAAUAACACAACUUCAGGUUGUUAAUGAAUCAGUACUACAUAUUCAAGGAUGAAGUUUCCACUAAGUACAGUUAUCCAUUUGCCUUUAAUAUCCAGCUUUUCACUGCCAGAUUAGGAUAGUCAUGUGUCAGAAGACGGUGCAAGAGAUAAGGCAGCACAUCAUUAUUAUAAGGAACAAUGGGGGAGUGUUUCCCAUUUGCCAGCUGCUUUCCUUCUGCUUCUUCUGUUCUCUCCAUGCAAUGCAAGGCAUGUAGACAGAGGUCCAUCUCCAAGAACAGGAGCUUCCCUGAGCACCCAUUCAGCUGACCCCAAGCACCAAGCUUUGUCACUAGUUCUCUGACUGACCCAGACCACAGUCCCUGGAAAAGAUGUAGACCUGGGUCUCAUAUAAUGGUCCACAUGGACUUCCUGAGGCCGUUGGGACUGUGCAGGUGAUUCAUGAAGGUCUAGAGGUGGAAACAGGGGUGGAUGGAGGAUUAUGAUGCCGAGGAUGGGAAAUGUCCAAAGGAACGAUGAACCAGAGACAGAGAGGGCCUUUUCAUGGAGAGAGAGUAGCUGCAUUUCCUGUGAGAAAACAAUUGAUGUGAAAAGGCUGUUUUCCAAGAUCAUGCUGCUUUAUUAAUGAUGAUAGAGGAUAAUGAAAGGUUGCUGAUGCAUUACUAUCAUUAGACAUCAUUGCAUCUUCAUUUCCUAAAAAUUCGGAACCUGGGUAGGGUGCAGGGGAAAUAUAGGACAUGUUGAAAUAUGAGGUGGUGCUAAUUGCAUCUGAUAUGCUCUCUUUUCCUUUGUUCUCUUCCUUGAAACCCAAACAGGAUUUCCUUUCCUCCCACGCUGAGGAGGGUCAUGGAGAAGAGAGACAGACUUCCAGGGGAAAGGGCACCUUUGGUUUCACUAGAUAUAGACAUUAAAAUGUGUGAAAUGUUCAACAUGCUUCAUUGAAUGAACACACAUAGCUCACAUAAACAAACCCCAAAAGUGGCGAAACCAUUUAAAGGUAUGGAGUGUGGAAAGACUUUCACUGAUAGAACACAUCAGCCGACUCACAUGGGCAAGAAAGGAUUCAAAUGCAAGGAGUGUGGGAAGAGCUUCAGUAAGAGUGGAAACUUCAAUAUACAUCAACGGACUCACACAGGGGAGAAACCAUAUGAAUGUAUGGAGUGCGGAAAGAGAUUUAGUGAUAAUGGAAAACUUAGAAGACAUCAAAAGACUCACACAGGGGAGAAACCAUUUAAAUGUAUAGAGUGUGGAAAGAGCUUCAUUCAGAAUGGAGACCUUAGAACACAUCAACGAACUCACACAGGGGAGAAACCAUAUAAAUGUAUGGAGUGCGGAAAGAGCUUCAGUAAGAGUGGAACCUUCAAUAUACAUCAACGGACUCACACAGGGGAGAAACCAUAUGAAUGUAUGGAGUGUGGAAGGAGCUUCAGUUUCAAUGGAAGCCUUAGAAAACAUCAGCGGACUCACACAGGGGAGAAACCAUAUGAAUGUAUGGAGUGCGGAAGGAGCUUUCGUAAUAAUGGAACCCUUAGAACACAUCAACGGACUCACACAGAGGAGAAACCAUAUGAAUGUAUGGAGUGUGGAAGGAGCUUUCGUAAUAAUGGAGACCUUAGAAGACAUCAACGGACUCACACAGAGGAGAAACCAUAUGAAUGUAUGGAGUGUGGAAGGAGCUUUCGUAAUAAUGGAACCCUUAGAACACAUCAGCGGACUCACACAGGGGAGAAACCAUAUGAAUGUAUGGAGUGUGGAAGGAGCUUUCGUAAUAAUGGAACCCUUAGAACACAUCAGCGGACUCACGCAGGGGAGAAACCAUAUGAAUGUAUGGAGUGUGGAAGGAGCUUUCGUAAUAAUGGAACCCUUAGAACACAUCAGCGGACUCACACAGGGGAAAAACCAUUUAAAUGCAUGGAGUGCGGAAGGAAAUUCAGUCAGAGUGGACACCUAAAUAUGCAUCAACUGACUCACACAGGGGAGAAACCAUAUGAAUGUAUGGAGUGUGGAAGGAGCUUUCGUAAUAAUGGAGACCUUAGAAGACAUCAACAGACUCACACAGGGGAGAAACCAUGUAAAUGUAUGGAGUGUGGAAAGGCCUUUCGUGAUAAUGGAACCCUUAGAGGACAUCAAGAGACUCACACAGGGGAGAAAUCAUAUGAAUGUAUGGAGUGCGGAAAGAGCUUCAGUUUCAAUGCAAUCCUUAGACGACAUCAACGGACUCACACAGGGGAGAAACCAUAUGAAUGUAUGGAGUGCGGAAAGAGCUUUUGUGAUAAUGGAAACCUUAGAACACAUCAACGGACUCACACAGGGGAGAAACCAUAUGAAUGUAUGGAGUGCGGAAAGAGCUUUUCUGAUAAUGGCAACCUUAGAAGACAUCAACAGAUUCACACAGGGGAGAAACCAUGUAAAUGUAUGGAGUGCGGAAAGAGCUUUCGUGAUAAUGGAACCCUUAGAACACAUCAACGGACUCACACAGGGGAAAAACCAUUUAAUUGCAUGGAGUGCGGAAGGAAAUUCAGUCAGAGUGGACACCUCAGCGUGCAUCAACUGACUCACACAGGGGAGAAACCAUGUAAAUGUAUGGAGUGUGGAAAGGCCUUUCGUGAUAAUGGAACCCUUAGAGGACAUCAAGAGACUCACACAGGGGAGAAAUCAUAUGAAUGUAUGGAGUGCGGAAAGAGCUUCAGUUUCAAUGCAAUCCUUAGACGACAUCAACGGACUCACACAGGGGAGAAACCAUAUGAAUGUAUGGAGUGCGGAAAGAGCUUUUGUGAUAAUGGAAACCUUAGAACACAUCAACGGACUCACACAGGGGAGAAACCAUAUGAAUGUAUGGAGUGCGGAAAGAGCUUUUCUGAUAAUGGCAACCUUAGAAGACAUCAACAGAUUCACACAGGGGAGAAACCAUGUAAAUGUAUGGAGUGCGGAAAGAGCUUUCGUGAUAAUGGAACCCUUAGAACACAUCAACGGACUCACACAGGGGAAAAACCAUUUAAUUGCAUGGAGUGCGGAAGGAAAUUCAGUCAGAGUGGACACCUCAGCGUGCAUCAACUGACUCACACAGGGGAGAAACCAUAUGAAUGAUUUGUUCUCAGGAGCUAAGUUCUGUGCCUCACUGUGGUCCCAGUCAUAACUUUUACUGAGCUUUGAAAGCUCAGUAAACUAUUACUGAAGAAGUCCUGCUGCCUGUGUGUGUCUUUUUGACCUCAGUGUGGCACUUGCUCUACAUGUGGCCCCUACCCUGCUGCUACUUAGCUCAUGCCCUGGAGUUGCUGUACUCAAGCACACAAGAUGGUUUUUGCACCAAACUCUGUCACCCCCACCACUACAUGAUCUCCAAACACUUCUUCUUCAACAGAACCUCAUCCCUGCCCCCGCGUGUUCUGAAGAAAACUUGAAAUACUGAAAUUGAAUGGGAGAUUCCCCCCCCAAGCCUAAGUUCAAGAGGGGGAAUAUGGGGCUGCAGGUACCAGGGAAGUCUCCUGGUGGGCCCAUCUUCACUCAUGAACCCCAUGGGUCAACCUGCUUAUUCUGGGGUUUGAGAAGCAGUUUAAAUGAAAAGAUUGCAAAAAGUGCUUUAUUUACAAUGGAGUGUUUAAGGAACAUCCAGGGACUUUCCCAUGGAAGAACCCAUUUAGAUGUAUGGAGUGCGGGAUGUUUUCCUUUCAGUGUCCACUCUUUCUUCACAGCAAUGAACUCAGCAGGAAAUCAGUCUUAAACACACGAUGUGUAUUUGAAGUUCUUGUGUUUAUAUGUAAAACUGAACAGCAAUGAAAUAUUGAAGGCAAUGUCAAACAAUGUGAGUAUAAUCUAAGUGGUAAAGUACCUUUUGAUAGAGAGGAUGAAUCUGGUUUGCUGGUGGUGAGUGAGGAUUAGGGCUGGGCGAUAUAUUGAUAUCUGGUACAAUACUGGUUUCUAGACCACAUCUCGAUAACCUUUGAAGAACAACUGAUAUGGCAAUACACUGUGAAUCACAGUGUGUGUUUCUGGGAUGUGCCUGCAAGCAGCGGCAGAAAGCUUUUCUUCAUGAAGCCCCUGAAUAUGCUGAGUUGCUGACUUCCCUCCAAGACGACGGGAAGUGAAAGACACACAUCCAUUGCCCUGUGUCCUUCCAGCCUCUUUCCUCCCUUGCUCCCUUCUGCCGGUGUGUGUGCCUGGCUUAGAUAUCCUGUAUGCUGUAUUUUUUUUACUGCUGAAACUGGAUUUGCUCUCAGGAGCUAAGUUUUGUGCCUCACUGGGGACGCAGCGAGAACUGUAUGCUUUGAAAGCUCAGUAAACUGUUACUGAAGAAGU